Molecule: messenger RNA, 1982 nt
Organism: Lepisosteus oculatus (spotted gar)
Lineage: Eukaryota; Metazoa; Chordata; Actinopteri; Semionotiformes; Lepisosteidae
Biological process (GO): regulation of DNA-templated transcription
Cellular component (GO): cytoplasm; nucleus
Source: RefSeq, a predicted model, not a curated record
UCGAACAAUACGAGCAAUGCAUUUGUACGUGUUACCAGCGUUUUCUUUUGCGUGAAAAUCUCAGGUCCUUAUUUUUUUAAUAAGACCUCGUGACAUUUAACCUUGAAGAGAAGGCGCAAAGAUGAUUUCUCGACUUUACGUCCAGCCGCUUCCUCAGUAACUCAUCGGAAGCGGAUACGGAGACUGCUGCAAAUUUUGCCAACAUCGUCAACUCAGGUGCUGCUAAAGAGGGCUCAGCGGUUGCGAGGAUGGCUUCCCCUGUUGCCACGGCAGCUGGCAGGGUGAUUGACAGGCAGGCCAAUGGGGAAGCAGCCGGCGAGGGACACCUGGGGGACUCUGGAGAGCUGAAGAGGGGCUCUGACCAGGGCUUCGCUGGCCUCUCCACUCACAUGCGGCAGGUCCAGCGGCCGGCUGUCCUGCCCUGCCUCUCAUCGCGGACUCUCCCUCACCCCUCCUUCUACUCGCUGUACGUGGCCAUGGGGUCCGUGCACGGAGCUCGGAAUCGCAGCGGUCACCCCAACAGGCAGCCAGUGCCCGCAAUGUGUCCAGCUGAUUUCUACUACACAGACCCCAUGUUGCCUCCAGGGAGCCGGAUCUGCAAUACCAUGUCUCAGCUAGAGGUCCUUGAGUGCUGCCAGCUCAACACGCCUCCACCAAUCAUGUCUGCAUGCCAGGCACCCCCUCCAGGUCCCAACCCCUUCAGCUCCACACCCCAUCCCGUCAGGCAACUGGGACAACCGACCUGGGAUAGGAAAUGGCGUCCCCGCGAAACUCCACAGUCUGUUGGGUCGAGACGGAUCGGGAUCGUCCAGCUCAACCCAGAGGAGGACCAGGCGGUCACCAGCCUGCUGCGGCUCCAUUAUGAUCAGUUCCCUGUAGAGAGGAACGCCGGGGAACCCGUGCUUUCUCCCCUGCAGGACAAGAUUCCACUGGGAGAUUCCACAGUGUAUCCCGAUUCGGAAUGUGGUGCGAAUGACCUGCCCCGGACCCCCACAGACGCAACCCUUUUCCCUGCAGCAGAGUCUUGCACGUCAGGAGGGCACUCUGAGGAGGAGAUGGAGGCGGUACACGCGUUGCUGGAACUGGAAGGCAGGGGCCUGUGCUAUCCUCUAGAGGAAGGGCCUGGAAGAUCUGCCCCCGAGAGCCCUGAGGAAUUCGGAGACGGAGACACAAGUGAGCCUGGAAACGGGGAAUCGAUCUUCUUUGCAGCACAUUUACCCAGAGAACCGGAUUCCCUGCCAGCUGGCUGCCCAGAGCUGGAGGACUGGCCUGUGACAAGUGAUCAGCUGGCUGCAGGAGUGUGGGGGAGUCUGGGGAGAGAGUCCGGUGACGCCAGCCAGCCAGACCCCAGCCUUUCUUUGGCCUUAGAUGGCAGAGCUGGAGCUGGGGAGGGAGACGUUGUGAAAGAGAGAAGCAAGGUGGCUUCGGUGGCUGGCGUCCAGCCAGCCCAGUGCCAGCCUGUGCUUGAGAGCCUGCCUGGCUUGCAGCCUUACCAGGUAGAAGGUCUGACAGCUGGGGAAGGCUGGAAUGAAAGGGAAGAGGAAUUUCGUGGUCUGGAAGGUGGAAGGUCGCAGGCCUUGCCAGAUCUUUGUCUGUUCUCAGACUGGCAAGGCUCAUUGGGCCAGACUGUUUGAUGCCCAUCCAGUGCGUUUUGUGCAGAGUGUCAUCGCAGGCAGUGGAGAUGGGAGUGGGCUGUGGAUUAGUCAGAAGAAAGCAGUGCCUAGACCUGCCUCAUUCCUAAAUGUGUAACUGGCACAGGUGAUUGUAAAGGGAGAGAAAAAUACAUCUGUUCAUGUAAAAGUAAGAAAAACACUUCAGAAUCUUGAGAGAGCCUGGUAAAACAGAAACCUUAGUAAACCAUCAAGGUCUUUUUUUUUUAAAGCUGUGAGGAAAAAAAAAUCCUUUCCUUAUAGAUCUUUGUCAGCGAAAGGAAAAGUGUUCCCAUUUGUUAAAUUUGACUCUUUCAUUAUACAUUAUGAUUA